This is a messenger RNA of Sungouiella intermedia, 2490 nucleotides long. Lineage: Eukaryota; Fungi; Ascomycota; Pichiomycetes; Serinales; Metschnikowiaceae. The record is from the annotation of a GenBank genome assembly.
AUGAGUGAAGCAGCGUUAUCUAGAAUAUCGAAUCUUAUCAAGGUCGAAGACGAUUUGCUGAAACUAGACUCGCUCCGACAACAAUUCACCAAGGAGAGAAACUCCAUCGAUGUCAAGUUAAAUUCGGCUGCUCUGCAACAAAUUGAUUCGGUAGUUCAGAACUUGGAGAGGUUGAAAACCGCUGUGGAUAAACUCAGCUCGGUCAAGUCGAACAUUGAGCGUAUCAACAAUGUUUACACGGAAUCAGUGACUCAAGUCAAAGAAUAUGAUACUUUGAAAACUAUUUCAGGCGUCUACCAAACCAUGAUGCAAGUUCAGAAUUUGUAUACGGAUAUUGCCAACUAUAGAAAGUACUUGGAACAUAUUAACAACAUGAUCAAGGCGGAACUCGAUGCAGUGACCGAAGAUAUAGCAUACCCCAUGUACAAUUUCUAUCGCAUUCAUUUCAAUGUGACUCAGGCACGCAAUUUUGUGGAUUACUUGGAGGACCAAUCAGCAGAACUAUCAGAUGACAUUCAGUCUAUUGUCACCAAGAUCAUUCAACCGCUGCGUGCUGUGUUUCGGAACUUUGACGAGCUUAUGAAAGAAGUGAUAAUUAGUAUUACUGAAGCUGUCAAGGAAGGAAAUAUUGAGAUGGUGAACAAAUUGGUGCGUGUGAUUGAGCAUGAAGCCACUGAAGAUCUGAAGGUCAACUUGAUGCGGGACUUGCGCCUUGUGGAUAGUAAUAGCUCGAUGGUGAGAGAUUAUGCCAAAACGAGAACUCAAAUGAGACACUACAAGAAGUUCUUCUACACCAAGCUUGAGGAGAGUCUAGCAGACACGUUUGACAAGUGUGUGGAACAUUUCUACCAGGAUAAGAUGCUUGUUUAUGACAACCUCGAGUGGUUUGAAGAUGAAUUGGUAUUCGUUGUGCACACCCUUGCUCCACUCUUCCCGAGUCACUGGGAAAUCAGUAACUAUAUCCAUGGAGUCUACUACAACAAGUUGCACAAAUUCACAAUGGAGUUGAUCAACACAAAUCCUCCCGCGGAAGAUCUUAUGCGGAUCUUGGAGUAUGACUCUCAUUACAACCAGUUUGUCACUUCGUUACAGCUUGAAAAUUUUCAAAAGGAGCAAAAGUCCAUUUUGGGAGAAGAGCUUAAGAACAGCGUCUUGGAUGAUUACUUGAAGGUUAUUUUGUCCAAAAUGGAGGAAUGGAAUGACAACUUGAUUAGUCAGGAGUCAAAGUCGUUCAGAGACCGUGAUGAACCUCCUGAUGUUUACAACUAUGCACAAACUAUGGAGGAUUUUGACCAAUUUGACCACAUCAUCACCCUUGAAAUAACCUCGGAUGUUUAUGUUUUACCAGACUUCAAAACGACUUUGAGUAUGCUCAAGGACCAAGCAGACGUUGCAGCGGACUCCGGAUAUGGAAAGGUUUUAGUUGGAGUUAUUGAAAAUUGGUCUCGUUGCUACAACAAACGAGUGUUCUCGUACAUGCAACUAGUCGAGGACGAGGUCAACAAGUAUAUGUCAGUGUACAAUAACGAGAGGUAUCUCAUCAAAGAGUCAAAAACUAAGCGGUUUUUGAGAAUGCAAUCCAGAACCCAGGAAGAACUUGAUGUGGAAAACAUGACCCCAGAGGAGAAAUCGCAAAUAUCCAAGCCUGGGUUGGUGGAGUACCUUGCUGCUCUUGGUAACACUUAUGAGGUCAACACUGAUAGACUUCAGGACAAGUUUAUGCCCAACUACAUGAGCAAAGUGCACUCAACCUACCAGACGAGAAUUGAAGAUGCGUUCCAGGAUACGCUUUCCCCAAGCACAGAGUUAAAUGCGCAAGUUAUCCGUUCCAUAGCAGAAAUAAUCAUUAAUGAUUUACUUCCUGCCUUGUCCACUUUGUUCACGAAGUCUUGGUACAACAGUGCCAAUCAAAAUUCUGGAGACCUAAACAUGGCCCAGCAGGUGGUGGAAACUAUUGUGGAGUACAUGGAAGAAUUGAAGAGCUAUGCAUCAUAUGACCUCUACAGUCUCACUUUCACAGUUGUUCUAGACACUUUCAUUGCAUCGUAUCUUCGGAUUGGAUAUCAAAACAUUUUACAUGGUGACGGGAAAAGAAUCGACCCCACAUCCACGAAAAAAUUCCAGUCAUUCAGUGAGGCCGUCAAUCGCGACAUUGCCAUUCUUUACGAGGGUCUCGACCCGUUAUUCUCCCGAAAAGAUGCCGUGUAUCUUUUGCGAAGUUUGACUGCACUCGAAUUGUUAACCACUUUAGCAACAGUGGAGAAUCCAAUGGUGGAAAUCCCACAUAUUUGGGAACAUGAGAUCCUUGCCACCUACUACAACUGUUCGAUCGAGUACGUCCGGGGGAUUCUUCUUUGUCGCAAAGAUAUUGAUACCAAAACUGUACCUCUCCUCAUGGACAAGCUUAUAGAGAUUCAGAAUUCUUAUCAGCAGCAAGUGGAUCCACCGGAGAUGAAUGUUGCCACGCUCAACAACUUUUCUUACGCUUAG